Gigantopelta aegis is the source of this 597-nucleotide messenger RNA. RefSeq names its product uridine and thymidine phosphorylase-like. Gene Ontology annotation, biological process: uridine catabolic process. NCBI's taxonomy places the organism in Eukaryota, Metazoa, Mollusca, Gastropoda, Neomphalida, Peltospiridae. The record is from RefSeq and is a predicted model, not a curated record. Gene Ontology annotation, molecular function: uridine phosphorylase activity. Gene Ontology annotation, cellular component: cytosol.
CAACAACGCAGAGAGGAGGCUCAAUCCACACUUGCAAAGCGCCUUCGGAUUUUUGUGUACCAUAUGGGUUACAGUAGAGAUGAUGUUAAACAAAUAUUUCAUGAUGUUAAGUUUGUUGUAAUGGGAGGUAGUGCUAAUAGAAUGGGUAGUUUUGCAGAACUUAUUGCUAAAGAGAUUGGUGUUCCUGGGGAAUUAGCAGAGACUUUAGUAAAGCUACAAGACGACAAGACCUUCAAUACUAUAUUUGGUACAACAAUGUGUACUGAUGACUUUUAUGAAGGUCAGGCUAGAGUCGAUGGUGCCUUUUGUGAUUUGUAUUUUACUGAAGAAGAUAGAAUCAAAUAUUUACACGAACUUCAAGGAAAUGGUGUCGUCAAUAUUGAAAUGGAAGCGACGCUAUGGCUCUUGUUCACUUUGUUACAAAGCUGGUGUGAAGUGUGCCAUUUCUGUGUGACAUUAUUGGAUCGAUUACAAGGAGACCAAGUGGAAAUAACUGAAGAGACAUACAAGAAGUUCGUGUUCAAAGUAGACCACAGGGUCUUUGUGCGCACAUUUAUACUUACAAAGCUUAAAGAGCAAGAACUGGAGGAGAACUAG